Botrytis fragariae is the source of this 1041-nucleotide messenger RNA. Its product is annotated as putative ribonuclease iii protein. Gene Ontology annotation, biological process: RNA processing. NCBI's taxonomy places the organism in Eukaryota, Fungi, Ascomycota, Leotiomycetes, Helotiales, Sclerotiniaceae. The transcript has 2 exons. The record is from RefSeq and is a predicted model, not a curated record. Gene Ontology annotation, molecular function: ribonuclease III activity. The coding region runs from base 1 to 1041 and encodes 346 amino acids.
AUGCCUGAUAAAAUUACAAACUAUCGCACUCAAAUUCCACAGUCAGCAGAUUUCCGAUCCCAUCAAGACACCACAGAAAAUUCCAACAAUACCAACAUGCUCCAACCCGAAGAAUGGGAAGGUUAUGAAGAGGAUGCAGGAGUAACGAGCCCCUUCCAUGACGUCUAUGAAGAAGAAACUCACCCACGCCUUCACCAAUCCCCAGCUAGCGGUCCUCCCUCCAGACCACCUAGUACCAACAGCUCCAACUACUCCACAAAGUCUCACUCCGACCUUGGGUGCUUACCCCCUUCUUCCCUAAACUCUCCUACUCCAUCCUACAAAUCUCGCGACCAACAGGCAAACACCAGUUCCACAACAGCAGCCACUUUCUCUCAUUAUCCAACGAACCACAUGCUCCCCCUAGCUUCCCCCUCCCCCUCUUACAAAUCUCGCGAUCCAUUCCUCAACACCAUUUCAGCUUCCACCCUCACAAACUCGACAAACCGCAUCAUUCGCCUCCCUCAUCGUGGCGUUGCCCACUUCAACCCCGCCACCAACAAAAACUGGCUUCCAAUCUUGCAAUCCUUCCUCUCUUACACCUUCACCAACCCCGAUAUUCUCGAAGAGGCACUCGAAACCCCCAAGAAUGGCGUCACGUGUGUUGGAAAUAGUAUGCGAAUCUGUUUGGAUGGCAAUGAAGGACUGGCGAAAUUAGGUGAGAUGGCCAUUAGAUUAGUGAUGAGGGAACAGUUUUAUUUGUUUAGUAUUCCUGAAGUACAAGCCUCUCAAAUACUAAACCGUAUCCUCUCCCGCGUCUCCCUGUCUGCUUACCCGACUAUAGCAUCAUGUAUCCGUCCUCAGCCCAGCGUCCCAAUAUCUUUCCGCAAUAUCAUAGAACUCGUCAAAGAGGACACGCGAGAAGACAACACCCGUGUUAUCAGCAGAGCAGUCAAGGCGGUGAUUGGGGCUGUAUAUUUAGAUGGUGGGAUUGAGAGUGCGAAGAAGAUAAUGGAGAAUUUGCAGAUGGGAAUCAAAUUGCCACCGGGAAGUGGGAGGUGA